Molecule: messenger RNA, 4700 nt
Organism: Wyeomyia smithii (pitcher-plant mosquito)
Lineage: Eukaryota; Metazoa; Arthropoda; Insecta; Diptera; Culicidae
Gene: Gdap2
Product: protein GDAP2 homolog
Exons: 15
Coding region: 394-2217 (607 amino acids)
Source: RefSeq, a predicted model, not a curated record
UUUGACGUCGUUGCUUCGCGGCUGGAACCGUGAUUAAGGUGCGCGUAUUGUUGUUCCGUCUGUUUUAUGUAACGUAAUAAGCUAGAUGACAGCAUAGACACCACCGAUUGUCAGAGUGGUUUCCCUAGUUCCGAGCGAAUUCCUCCUUUGUGGUUCAUACUCUACCCACAAGAUAUUGGUGCGUUUCAUGGUUGGUGAUUCAACCGCCCGUGUCCCAUCGCCACCGGUGCCGAUUUGGUGUUCUUCGUCUCGCGAGUUGUGUUAUUUCUUUGGCAGUGCAAUUCUACCCACGACACGAUAGAGCUCCUUAACGAGAGUGCGAUCCAGGUAGAACGUCGGUGUGCUUGAUUGUAGAAAGCAGAGUGGUGUGUCAGGCAGCGACGAAAAAAAGCGAUGAGACUAGUGUCUGACUUCUACAAUGAGAGUAUCGAACCAUCACUAGGAGCAAUCACAAAUCCACUAACACAAAGCUACGUAUCCGUGGACAGUCUGACGCCCUGGGGCAUUCGCGAUUGUAGCAGCAAUCGUCCCCGACCAGCGGACUACAGUCACAUACUCAGCCCAGAGGACGGUUCCCGGUACGAGGCGAGUCCUUUUCCGGAAGAUGAUCAGAUCAAUCAGCGGUUUUUAAUCUGGGAAGGUGACAUUUCGCUGCUGGCAGUCGAUGCAAUUACCAAUACCACCGAUGAAACACUGACCGAGAAGAAUCGCAUUUCGAGGAAGAUUUUCGGCCGAGCCGGUGCUGCCCUGACAUCUGCCGUGAUACACGACGUUGGACGAUGCAAAACAGGUGAAGUUUGCGUAACACCAGGAUUCUUUCUACCUGCGAAGUAUAUUAUUCACACCGUUGGCCCGGUCUACAGUGACAAAUACCGAUCGGCUGCCGAAAGUACACUGCAUUCUUGUUAUCGAAACGUGUUGUACAAAGCGAAGGAGCUAGGAUUAAGAACCGUUGCUCUAUGUGAUAUUAGCUCAGUGCAGAGAAAUUUCCCCCCGGACACUGCUGCACACAUAGCCCUAAGAACCAUUCGUCGUUUCCUGGAGCAAUACCGCACCGAGAUUGUGAUAGUUUGCCUUGAGCCGAAUGAGCGCGGCAUCUACGAGGUACUAGCACCGCUUUACUUUCCUCGCGAUCCACUCGAGGAGCGAAGUGCCCUGUGGCAGUUGCCCAAGGACGUCGGCGGUACGUAUGGUGAACCGCAGCUAGCCGAUCGCCAGAUCCGCAUCAUUCGCAAUCCGCAGCAUUCUGUCAUGAUCGAAGCGGACGACGACUCCGACACUAGUCCGCACGAUUUGGAGAUGGGCUCCGACGUUGAGUACAACAACAUUAAUCUCAACCUGUCCACGCAUAUGGGAGGAGGACAGCAUUCGUUCACACAUAUGCAGGGCGACUUGGACCGGCAGCGACUUUUAGGCGAUCGUCCACGGAUGGUCUACGAAAGUGUGCUGGACGAUGGUUUGGAAGGAAUCGAACACCAAGAGAGUUCACCGUUACUGGUGGAUUGCGAAACCACCGAAACCUACUCCCCGGACGCGAUCGGCCACGUUCUGGCGACGCACAUCGGCAAGCGGACCCGCAUCCUGGACGGGUCCUUUACGUAUGUCGAACUAAUGAAGCACUACAGUUCCUCGCUCGAUCUAGAUCCGGACUGGCACAAGGAUAAUCUAUACGAACGAUUGCUGCGCCGCGCGAAAUCCGAGGACCUCUCGGAGGUGUCCGGCAUCGGAUGCCUGUACCAGAGUGGCGUCGAUCGGCUUGGACGCCCAGUUGUGGUAUUCUGUGGCAAAUGGUUCCCCGCUCACAAUACAGAUUUGGAAAAGGCCUUGCUCUAUUUGAUAUACCUGCUGGACCCGAUCGUGAAGGGUGACUACGUGAUUGCCUAUUUCCACACACUUACCAGCUCGAAUAACUAUCCAUCGUUGCAGUGGCUGAAGGAUGUUUACAGCAUACUGCCUUACAAAUACAAGAAAAACCUUAAGGCUUUUUACAUUGUGCAUCCCACGUUCUGGACCAAAAUGAUGACCUGGUGGUUCACGACGUUCAUGGCGCCUGCUAUCAAGGCGAAGGUGCAUUCGUUGCCCGGUGUCGAACACUUGUACUCCGCCAUCGCCAAGGAUCAGCUGGAAAUUCCCGCCUACAUCACCGAGUACGAUAUGGCGACGAACGGCAUUCACUACUUCCAGCCAGUGACCAACACCUCCUCGCCAGCCUCGUAAAGGCUGGCACCCUCUCCCGCCCCCUCAUGAAUCUUCAUUAAAUCACGUGUGGCCGUGAACGAGGACGUUGAGCCAAUACUCCUCCUUCUCCAAGAUCCUCAAAACAUUCGCUUGUACACCAUUUAAGCUAGAGAAAAACUUAAACAUAGCAAACUCAUCGAUCAAUAUUAUCUCGUCAUAUUUGUAGUCAAAUUUUAUCUAUUUUUCCACUUUGAAUCGUCUCACCAGCGUGUAGAAUUCACAGCGUUUCGGCGUUCUGUUCGAUCAAGAACAUCAUCGAGUAAAAUGUAACCCAAUCAAACAAAAUGAAAGAUAAAAAAAUAACAACUGUUCUAAACGAUACAAAAAGAAACCUAUUUGCUUCCUUUCCACCGUUGAAAAUUUAAAAUAUAAUGAUAACAAAUGAUUGAAAUUAAAAAAAAAAUGAAACGUCUGUAUAUUAAAAGCAAAUAAGAGUGGGGCAAGGCGAAAGAAUGCUGCAGUGACAACACACAAACUUGUAGCUAACGAAAGAAAAAAAAGAACAUUAUUCUAUACGCUUUACCGAGACCGCGGUUCAAGAGUAUAUACACAAUUUAAUGAUACAAGUACUAGUUGCUAGAGCUAACCAACGUUAAACAGAGAAAAAAAUAAACAGUUCAUGCUUGUUGAACUAUUGUUUAUGAAACGGUUAAUGAGAUAAUUAUCAUCAGCAGAGACAGGCAGAGUGAAAUAUAUGCAGGAGAAAAAAAUAAUGACCACAAAACAAACCCGAAAUAGCAAAAAAAAAAAAACCUAGCGAAAACCUUAUGCUGCUAUGCGGCUUUUUGUAGAAACAGCUUGAAAUAGUUCGAAAAGAUGAGCAAACACACGUACAUAGUUGGGUACAUAGUACAUCAGAAAAUAGUCCUGCGCUUUUGAAGUACAGUCGCAUACACUACAAUCGUAGGGGUGUUCCGUUUGUUUGAAAUGUUCAUUGUUGCAUUCCUUUCUCGCUGUGCUUGUUAGUUGUGAUAAGCAGCACGGAAAAAUUCUUUGUCAGUGCACUUGCAGCAGUGAAUAUCUCAAACUAGGAGACAGACUCCAUUGAGAAAAAAAAAUGCAUAACAAACGUAGACAAAUCUUACAGAGCACCCUAUUUUUGGAUGCGCAAAUGCAAGCUUACUUAUUGAAAUAGCUUAGAAACACAAAAAGAGAAAACAUACCACAAAAAGAGAAACAUACUGUUGAGAAAGCAAAACAAAAUCGAGAAGCAAAAGCACGUCAUGCGAUGACGCAAUUGUUUGUGCAGCCCCCAAACCCAAACAAUCAAAGCGAGAAAUCACCAAAAUAAUAAAGCAAUUUCCCGUAAGGAAAGGAGAAGUGAAGCAAAAAAAAAGAAAAGCGUGCGGCUGCUUUUUUUAGGGAGCCAUUCAUUAAGUUUGUUGUUAAUGCUAGUAGCAAAUAAAUCAGAGAAGUCAAGUUAAAACAUGAAAAAAAGCGAGUGCCAAUAAUGGGAAGAGUAUCGAUUGAUACACGAAACUUUGAUAUAGUGGGAUUUUAACAUGUUGAUCUUUCUAGAACGCGUUAAAUCGAUUGUUGUUUCUGUUCGUUGCUUUGUCCUUGAGCUUUUCUACUUUUGUAUAUGUAUUCAAAUGUAACGAGACGAGCCAGAGAAAGAAGAAAAAUAAAGCUAGAAACAUCCUAAUGUUGAAAACCGAUACAAGGAUUAAUGCCCAAUUUGUCUUUCUUAACAAGUUAAAAACAAGUAACGUCGCUCUACACCGAUGUUCUUGGUUAAAUCCAACACGAGUGGGAACGAGUGAAUCGAUUGUUUUCUAACACAAGGUACAGAGGAUGGUAUAUUUGGAACACGUUGGUAGCAAACCCGUUAUGUUUAUUUCUCUGAUUCAAAAUAUUCUAACAAAAUACUGUAGGACUGUAUAUUAAAGCUACAGAGAAAAAACAUCCAUACAAGUACAUACAAGUUUUCUCCAUUUUAUAUAAAUUGUAGUAUCUAUGUGUUAUCUUGAUGAAGAGACUUGUUUUAAAUUUAGGAGAUUCUAGGUUAAUGAAAAAAAACUUUACUUACUACACUGCAAACUACGCAGAGUAUUACUCGUAUACAUAUUAAUAUGGUUAAGCAACUUAACACACGUAUAACACAGGAAACAUUAACAGCAAAAAUAAACAACAAAAUGAAAGUUUAGUAACAGGGCGCAGAAAAAGUGGGUAAUGGAAAGCAACAAAAAAAGGAUAUGCGAGUAGAAGUUAGUUACAGAAUUUGGUGCAAUGUAAAACCGAAACAAAAAAAAAGCUGUAAAAUAUUGUUAAACAAUUAUUUAAUAUAUUAAAAAAAAACUUCAGUCGGAUAGCGGACCGCAAAAUUUCUUAAUCGAGAUGGAAAGCCAAUAUGGAUGGAUUGAACGAGUUUGUAUUCGGUACAUUGUUCUUAUUUCGCGAAAAACAACCAAAGCAACGAUGAAUGAAAUACAUUAAAGUUGUUGGUAAUUUUUUGAAACGAA